AUGAACUCUCCAUAUGCCACAAUAGUUGACAAUCCCGACUUUGUUUCCGUCUUGUACGCCGAUAAGCUCGAUCGUGCUCUGGAAUCUGGCGACAAGGAUGCUAUCAUCAAAGUGUUAACCUCGAUCAGCAACAAUCAGCGCCAAAUGAUGCGCGAAUCCUACAGAAUCAAUUACGGCAAGGACAUCAUUGCAGAGCUUGACAAAAAAUUGGGAGAAUUUUUGUCAAGCGGAGAUUUCAAGAAAACUGUGCUUGCGCUUAUGGACACUCCCCUAGACUAUGACGUCAAGCAGCUGAAAGCAGCUAUGAAGGGUCUUGGCACAGACGAAGGAGUAUUGAUCGAAAUAAUCUGCUCUCGCACUCCUUAUCAGCUGGCCGCUAUUCGAGCUGCUUACGAGCGUGAAUACAAGACACCAUUGGAACAAGAUAAUAUUGGGCUUAACGCUUACGUGUCCAGUGUGUCAAAAGUUUUCUCAUCCGCUGUAUUUCCGAGCAUCAAUCAAACAUAA
Cylicocyclus nassatus is the source of this 507-nucleotide messenger RNA. Lineage: Eukaryota; Metazoa; Nematoda; Chromadorea; Rhabditida; Strongylidae. The record is from the annotation of a GenBank genome assembly.